ACGCACCUGUGAACAACCCCGCAACCAACCCUCAUCACUACUACCACCGAUCUCACACCUCCUGCUCACGACGCUGGGCGCGCGAUGCCCUCCAGCUCUGGCGACAAGGCCACAGAUCCCACAUCCGACGCAGAGACCGAGCCUUUGCCAUAUCCAUCCGACGACGAGGGAGCCCAAGACGCCAACAUGGACGCCGGCGACGCAAACAUGGACGACGCAGCCGCUGCUGCCUCGGCUCUGCUAGACUCAACGACGGCUGUCUCGCCAGCCAAGUCAACACAAGAGCCUUCCCAAUCCGAUAGCGAUCUGUCCGACGCUCCAGAGAAUGAAGACAAUGCCAGCGACGCCAGCGAUUCCGAGGAUGCGCUAGGAGAAGACGACAGUGAGGAAGGCGAGGAAGGAGAAGACGGUGAUGAGGGCGAUGAGGCAGAUGACGAUGAAGAGGACGACGACGAGGAUGACGAAGAGGAAGAGCAAAAGUCAUCUGCCCCCGCACAGCGCGCUGGCGGACGAAGAGCUCGUCAGGAGAGGGAGAACAUCGCGCAAGAGGAAGAGGACGAGGAGGAGGAGGAAGAGGAGGAGCAGGCGGCGACCCCAAGUGGAUUGGACGCGUUGGUAUCGCAAAUCGAGGCGCAAGAAGCUGAGCAACAGGGACCGGACGAUGACGAGGAUGCGGAUGCCGACGCAGAUGGCGAAGCAGAAGCGGAUGAUACCGUUCCGGCCGACCUGCCCGAUUCGUCUGUCAAGUUGACUCCCAGGGCACGCAAGGCAAGCCUUUUGGGCGCGCAGAUCGUCCUGGACCCUGGUUCCGAGGGAGGCACGUCACGCCAACCAAGCGCAGAGGCAGAGGGCGAGGAAGAUGAGGAGGAGCAGGACGACGCGGCACAAAGACAGCAAGAGGAAGAAGAGCGCGAAGAGGAGCCAGCAGAGGAGCCCGCUGAAGAGCCCGCCGUUGAGGCAAGCGCAACCGCAGCGGGCACACCGCUCCCUGAGCCCGAGGAAGAUCAAGACGAGGCGGCCCUCCGCCGGACGGAAGCCAUGGACGCGCUCACCAAGAUCGAAAUCGACUUUGCCAUGCUGCGCGACCGCCUUUACAUUGAGCGCAUGGAAGAGGUCACCCGGGAGAGCGAAAUGAUCCUUGACGGCACUCAUCCGGAGCUCAUCCACCUCACAGCAUUGAUCGAGGCGAGAAGGCAGCAUCGCCUGCGUACAGUCGAGCUGUGGUUCGAAGAGGAGCAACGCCACUUCGCCAAGAUGGCAGCGGCAGAAGAGCGCGAAGCCUGGAUGACCUGGCGCUACGGUGCUGCCGAGCUACGACGUGACUCAAUGGACGAUAUCAGCCGGAAGCGGCGCAAGCUCGAACGCGAGAAGCGCAAUCUCGAUGCCCCUCGCCCCUCACGUCGCCAUCAAGUCUUCGAGACGGAGCUCAUCGGCGACCCUGAUCUCGCAGCAGCCGCAGCUCAAGCCGCCAAGGCAGAUCGUGAAAAGGGUGUCGUAGGCCGCAGGAGAGCAGCCAGGGAGGCCGAGGAGCUCGCUACACUUGGCAGUCACAUCGCCUUGCCUGAUCUGCGAGGACUCGAGGACUUUGAAGCGUGGAACGAUCUCGAGCGGAUGGGCAUUCAGCGGAUGCAAGUCAUGCCCGAGGCGCCGCCGCCGCAACACAUGCCCGCGCAGAUGCCGCCAAUGGGGCCAGAGCAAGGCUAUUACGGCGGACCAGGCUAUCCGUACGACGAGCGCGCUAUGCACCCUGAGCACCACGGCUACCCUCAGCACCCUCAUCCCGAAGAUCUCUACAAUGCAGAGCAAGCUGCCGCGUAUGAGCGCGAACAGCGUGAAAGAGAGCGCCAGCAUCAUCAUCAACAGCAGCGGGAGCAGCAACAAAGAGAACAGCGGGAGCAGCGGGAGGCACGCGAGAGGGAGCGGGAGUAUCACCGUCAGCGAGAGCGCGAGCGUGAACGUGAGCAUCAACGCGAACAAGAGCGAGAACGCGAACGUGUGGAGCGAGAGUACCUGCUCCACCUCGUCAUUCCCCCGCCCAGCAUGGCCAAGAAUUGCGUGUAGACCCGACGCCAGCUCUCGGCGUGCCGGAAGGUGGUGUGCCGGCGCAACAACCACUCGAGGUGGCUCAACGUCUUCCGAUCUCACCGCAAGCGCAUCACAAGGUCUCACGGGAUGUCACGACGGAUCAGCGAGCGGGCGGAAUGGCUGAAGGGAGCGGGAGCGGGGGAGCCCCUGAGCAACCAACGGCAUCACAGUCGAUGGCGACGGGAGGAUCAGCGGCUGAGCUUUGACUGGCAAGACCCGGCAAACAUACAUCGUCAGGCACAAGGAAUCUUCCCCGACGGCAAUAGAAGUAGCGUGUG
Molecule: messenger RNA, 2363 nt
Organism: Jaminaea rosea
Lineage: Eukaryota; Fungi; Basidiomycota; Exobasidiomycetes; Microstromatales
Exons: 3
Coding region: 85-2061 (658 amino acids)
Biological process (GO): negative regulation of transcription by RNA polymerase II
Cellular component (GO): Sin3-type complex
Molecular function (GO): histone deacetylase binding
Source: RefSeq, a predicted model, not a curated record